AAAGAGGCAGCAGCAGCAGCAGCAGGAGGAGGAGGAGGAGCAGCGGCGGCGGCGCCCCGUGGAAGUGGCCCAGCUCGCCUUUCGCUUGGCUACCAAAGCGACUCAGGAAACGCGGGAUCCAGACACUCUCGGAGUAAGCCUGCACUGCCCGGCCAAGAAAAACAUGAUUUCCCAAAUCCACAUAGCCUUGAUCCUCCUUAUAGUGUACAACAUCCAUGAAACAGAACAGCACAAAGAGAGUUGUCACCGGCUCAUCACUGAAUCCCACCUACGAAACCUCUCAGAUAUGAUUGACAGUCAAAUGGAGACAUCCUGCAAACAAACCAUCAUCUAUGUAGACAGGAGUGAACUGGACACUACAGAAUGCUUUCUCAAAGCAGCAUAUUCUCCACUGUUAAGCCUCCUUCAUAAAAUUAAAUUUAAGGACAAUUCUGCAAACUUCAAUAAGCUAGAAAGAAUUAAAGACCUGCACUUGCAACUUGGAAUUUGCAUUGAUGACUAUCCUGAUCACCAGACAUGCACCAAGAAGUUCUCCCUGACUCCGGAGAAGAUGUUGCAAAUGGUGCACGACUAUUUCAGCGAAGCUAAGCAUUUCUUGUUCAAAUCAGGCUUCACUCAGGAUUGUUCUAGUGCCUUCAAGAAGUGUUCAGACUCUCAGGAAAAGGACAAAAUGGAAUCUACAGGUGUGGUGACUGACCAGGAUGGUGUGCGCCCAGAUGCAAACCCGGUGAAUGGGGGAGGCUCAGCUUUUCUCCUUCCAGCCUUUGAACGCUCUUCUUCCAUUGCAGACCAACUAGACAGCAAGGAGACAGCUGACAGCACUCUCCAGGUUUUCUUACUGCCUGACACCACACAGACUCAAGGAGUGGCAGAGGGUGGUACUAGGGCCAGGGUGCUUAGGAGCACUUGGGGCCAGGGAGCUGCAGAAAGCAUGGAUUUCCAUGAUGGCAAUGGUGCUGUCAUAUCAGCAGAAGAAUGGGAACUGGCAGCUGUAUCCCAGGGACCUGAAUCUCUAAUCAUGAACACUGCAUCCUUCUUGGACCCAACCAUAACACAGCACCAAUGGUCCAGCCAGCUCAGAAAUCUUCCUCCCUCACCACUUAGCCAACAGCAUACUGAAUUCUUGGAGACCAAGUCUCUCUUGUCUGGUUCAGGAGCAACCACUGGCAAAGCAUUGCCAAGUGAUUUACCUUCUCAGCAUCUCACGUUCUCUGGCUUAGCCAGGUCCUCCCUCCAUAAGCAAUGGCUUUGGGCGCGAGAAAUGAGUGAGACCACUCCAGGACACAAGUCUGAUUGGGAGGUGGCUGCCUCCAGCAGCACACACAGCCUAACUGUGGCAACUCCUGCCAACCUAGAACCAGUGUAUGACUCAGGAGUAUCCUCUGGUAGCAGAUGGGUGACACUUUCACCCAACGACCCAACACGUUUCCUUGACUUUGAUUUAGAGGAUUCUGUCUCUGCAACACAACAUCCUUCUAGAUUGGCGGUCACCACAGAGAGCUCAUCCUCUCCUCAGCAGAUAUCUGCAGAAGGCUAUUCUUUGGGGGCGGAGGGCAAUCGAGGUAGAUCUCCAGGAGGAUAUCAAAGCACCCAACUGCGAGAGAGGCGAGCAGAACGAGAAGAGGGCCUGGUUGAGAACAGGGAGGCAGAAGAGAGCAUGCCAGGGCCCAGCGUUGAUCAGAGCUUCAUUCCUCUGAACACAGACAAGCACAUUAAGAGGCCAGAACCCAGCGAUACCCGAGGGAUGGCUGUGACUUAUGUGACGGUGGCCAGUGUCCUGGGGAUUCUGCUGGCAGUGGGAGGCUUGCUGUUCUACUUGCAUAAAUCCAGGACCUUAACGAGGAGGCAACCACAGAGGAAUGACAACAACGUUGAAAGACCAGAAGAAGGAAGGCCACUGAAUAGAGGGGAGGAACAUAUAGAACUGCAGAUCCAAGAAGUAUGAGAUGGACCUUUCCUUCUAAGGAGAAAACCUGUGUGGGGCCUGGAUUAUAAGCCUCCCCUUUUAAAGUUAUGGUCCUCUUAAUACUAUUGAGAGGAAUUAAAAGACUGGAUUUUGAGGACUGAAGUAGUUGCUCCAGCACUUUCCCACAAAGAGUAUUUUCUCUUUCCUCUUUUUUUUAAUGAAGGCAAGGUAUUAAUGAGGAAAUGGACAUUUAUUUAUUUCUGGCACUGAAGGUUGGCUUCCGGAAGGAUGUUUUUGCCAGACAUGCAGCAAGCUGGAACUUGAUCGGCAGGAUGGAAAUCACCUGGAAGCUGACCUGGACUUCAGAAUCUCUCCUCUGGUUUGGGGAGUGGGGUCUUCAUGUUUAGAACCACUGCACCAACUUCUUCCUGGAGUGGAAAGGGGGACCUUCCCUCCUUGGUGGAAGUCUGCACUUCAGAGAGUCCUCUGGGUCCGGAUGAAAACUUUUCAGACAACCAUUCCAGGAGCUUCUGGCUUCUAUCUUGAACUACAGAAGACUUCAGGAGAUCCAUUAAUAUAUAUUUUCUUAAGACAUUACCCACAAAUUAUAUCUCUGGAUCAUGACAACUUGUAGUUGUCUAGGCACUUUGUCCCCCUGGUUUCCGCCCACUUCACCUUCUUUUAAACUGUGUGUGUCAUGUAGCCCACGGAAGGAAAAAGUUCAUUUUCAUAGGAAGAUGUGUUCUACUUAUCACUUAACUCCCCAGAUAACCUUGUGCCUUAACUGGAGGAAGUUGUUUUUUUGCAGUGGCCUCCUCUGUCUUCAUUUAAGUUUUUAAUCUCAUUUUUAAAAUAGGACACAUGCUUUUAACUUUUAGGUUCUGAAUAAGUAGAACUGAAUAUCAUAUAAUAAAACUUUUUAAUUUAAUUUUAAGACAGACAAAAGUACUACUUCAUACAAUGCAAGUUUCGUGCCACAGGUGUAGAGGUAGCAGCCACUAGCUUUCAUGGAUUUGAAAUGGAGUUAGACAAAUACAGGGAGAGAUUGCAAGCCAAUUGAUAGCUGAGUUAUUUGGAGGAACUAUGGCUUUCAGAAUCCUCCAUGGUCACUGUCAUAUUGUUCAAAGAAGUACUUUUUUCCAGAUUGUGUUUUGGAUGAUAUGCCAACCAACUGAUGGCAUAGCACCCAAGAAAUGAGGUAGACCUGCAGUCUUUUUGCACUGCUUGAUUAUGGGAUUCUUGGUACAUCUUUCACUGGUCACAGUUGGGAUAAGGAAGCUGAACUAAAUGAACCUGCAGGACUGAUCUAAUAGGUUUACCUGGAUCUCUUUCUUUUUACUCUGUCUCUCUCUGUCUUCAAAACAUAUAGUUCUAGGGUAUGCCACCAAUUGGAGGGUUUCACAACUUUAAUAGUAAUCACAUUUAUGUCUAGCAGCCUUAACCCAAUUUGGUAUCUUCCAGAUAUGACUGACUACAAACUCCCAGCAUUCUUUGGCAACAAGGCCAGUAGAAGGUACCAAUUUGAGGAAGGCUGUUUUAUUGGCCCAAGAUGUCUUUCUUUGCAUUUGACACAAUGUUUUGGUGUAAAUCAGGAUAUUAUCUUGAAAUACUCAGGAGGAAUUUUGAUGCCAAAAUGAUUUUGACUGUCAGUUAUAACCUGGAAAAGAGUGUGAGGUGGGGAGAGUCCAGUCACUGGCUCCCUGUUUAAGUUUUCUGCUUUCUGGAUCUUGCAGAGCACAGUGGCAGCCACAUGGAAGUUUUGCAGCAUUGGUUCCAUGCAGAAACCUAAUAUGGAUAUACCCUUAGAGCUACCAGAGUUAUGUUAUAGCCACAGAUUUCUUCUCAGCUUAAUUCCCUUCCUCUGGACCAAGGAAUCAUGAUGCAGUAGCCCCCAACUCUCAAUCCUCCCUAACAACUUUCACAAAUCUAUUUCAAAGACUGAGAGCAGAACUUUAUUUUUGUAAAUCUAUUUCUGUAUCAGCAUUUGCUGCAGGAAUACAGAAGUAGUGGAAAUCUGCUCCAUGGAAGAAAAAUGGUUGUUGUGGCCUGUUCUAAAAUUGCACUGUAUAUGCACUGUGUUUCCUACCACACUCCAAGAACAUUCCAACCCCACACCUAGGAAUGUAGGAUAUCUGUGGAUGGGAAGCUGUCCAAUUUGUCAGUCUGGCCCAGCCUCUUGCCAGAUUAUGCCUGAUCUCCAUCCACUUUCUAUUUCUUACCUUCUGCUCUCCCUGCCUUUUCUGUCUUUUAUAACAAGGCAGGUGAUAAACCUGAGCCAGCCUUGGGAUUACCAUGUUGCAUGUCCCUAUGUGAGCUUUAAAAUACUAGAUGGUAAAUGUUGGGACAAAUUGUUCUGUAGGUGUAACUUGUGGGGCUCUGUGAGGAGCUGGCUCUAAAUGGGGGUACACAUGCCGUGUUAUUGAUGUGAGCAGGUCUCAAUGUAUGCAUAAAGGGUCUUGAUAACUCUUCUUCAUGUGCCAGUGAAUUUUAUUCUAUCUUACAGUAUGGGUGCAACAUUCUGAGCCACUGAGGCAUAUUGACCUAUAUGUAAUGUUUCCAUUCUGUCAUUGAACUAGCUAAUCCAGUAAUUUUUCAGAAUACAACAGAAGAAUUUAUCUAUAUUCAUUUUAGCUUGAGUUGCAAGAGGGAACUGUGAUGGCCUUCAGUGAUACCUCAUUUGUUACUCCUUUUUCCCUCUCCCCAUUCCUAGUCUCGCUGCUAACUAUAUCGCAUAGCGGGCUUGACCACACCUUGGAGGGUUAGUGGUAAGCUCCAUCUCUGCUUUUGAUGUCAGGGAGUACAAAAGUUCAGGUGUUGAGGUACUAGCAGCAUAUACAGGUCAAUGAGCCAUCACACAGGAUUUGUUCUGCUCUGCAUCCAGAAGCAAUCUUUGUUUAUCUAGCACCCUGUGAUCAGAUUUGUGAUUGUGUUUGGAUGCAGCAUGCACUAGGUAUGCUCCAUCUUGAGCACUUCUUUGCGGCACAGUAAAGUUUAUGUAUUAAGGCCAGAUCCUAAUAGCCACCCUUCCCUUGUUGUGGGGUUUUAAUUUUAUAUAUAUAUGUGUGUGUAUAAAUGCGAAACCAGUGGAGAGAAGUUCCUUUCAAAGAGAGUUACAAUUUUGGUUUAAACUGUGUUUUUAUAUAUAUUUUUUCAAAUGAUGAAAUAUUUUAUAUGGAAGACUUUUAAAAUGGUUAAAUGUUUAUUUAAAGAUAGCAAUGUGGUAUUUAAUAAUAAUAAAACACGGAUGUGUAACACUUUUAAA
Molecule: messenger RNA, 5168 nt
Organism: Anolis carolinensis (green anole)
Lineage: Eukaryota; Metazoa; Chordata; Lepidosauria; Squamata; Anolidae
Gene: csf1
Product: colony stimulating factor 1
Exons: 9
Coding region: 164-1945 (593 amino acids)
Biological process (GO): osteoclast differentiation; positive regulation of macrophage differentiation
Cellular component (GO): membrane
Molecular function (GO): cytokine activity; growth factor activity
Source: RefSeq, a predicted model, not a curated record